This is a messenger RNA of Sorghum bicolor (sorghum), 1629 nucleotides long. RefSeq names its product serine-threonine kinase receptor-associated protein. The coding region runs from base 360 to 1385 and encodes 341 amino acids. The record is from RefSeq and is a predicted model, not a curated record. Gene Ontology annotation, cellular component: SMN complex. Lineage: Eukaryota; Viridiplantae; Streptophyta; Magnoliopsida; Poales; Poaceae. Gene Ontology annotation, biological process: spliceosomal snRNP assembly. The transcript has 7 exons. Gene Ontology annotation, molecular function: protein binding; RNA binding.
AACAGCCAUUUGCGGUUUUUAAUUAAAAAUAUCCCUUCGUCUAUUCGCCUGUUUCACAUCACACUAGUACCAGUAGACUAGCAAUAGAUAGAUCCCCGAUCCGUUAGGUCUCCACCCCCAUCGCUGUAAUUAUCCCACAAUCAACACCAGGAACAAUUUCUGCGUACAAAUAACAAAUCAAACCACAGAUCCGGAUCAUCCAAUCCGUCACGGACCCCCAAUUUGACCCUGAUUUCCCCCCGUUUUUUAAUCGGGCUAGGGCUAGGGCUAGUGUGCACCGCGCUGUUUUAGGUUGUGCUCGGUGGCGGUGAGGUGUUGAAGCUAAGGUUAGGAACUUAGGAUUGACGAGAGGCGGAGGGAUGGACAAGAAGAAGGUGGCGGUGCCGACGGUGUGCCAUGGGCACUCGCGCCCGGUGGUGGACCUCUUCUACAGCCCCGUCACGCCCGACGGCUACUUCCUCAUCAGCGCCAGCAAAGACUCAAAUCCAAUGCUUCGCAAUGGUGAAACUGGAGAUUGGAUUGGGACAUUUCAAGGCCACAAAGGCGCUGUAUGGAGCGCUUGCCUUGACACCAAUGCUCUGCGUGCUGCGUCUGGUUCUGCUGACUUUUCAGCAAAAAUAUGGGAUGCACUAACAGGCGAUGUGCUCCACUCCUUUGAACACAAGCAUAUUGUCCGUGCAUGUGCUUUUUCUGAGGAUACCCACAUGUUGCUUACAGGAGGUUUCGAGAAGAUUUUGCGCAUAUAUGAUUUGAAUCGCCCAGAUGCAACUCCAAGAGAAAUUGACAAAUCACCUGGUUCUGUCAGAACUGUCACUUGGCUUCAUAGUGAUCAAACUAUAUUAAGUUCCUGCGCGGAUUUAGGUGGUGUGAGGUUAUGGGAUGUAAGGAGUGGGAAAAUUGUCCAAACACUUGAAACCAAAUCACCUGUCACCAGCGCAGAAGUAAGCCAAGAUGGUCGGUUUAUCACGACAACUGAUGGCUCAAGCGUGAAGUUUUGGGAUGCAAAUCACUUUGGACUUGUUAAGAGUUAUAAUAUGCCAUGUGCAGUGGAGUCAGCUUCUCUCGAACCGAAUUGUGGGAAUAAAUUUGUCACAGGUGGAGAAGACAUGUGGGUUCGUGUCUUUGAUUUCUUCACUGGAGAAGAAUUAGCAUGUAACAAGGGGCACCAUGGUCCGGUCCACUGCGUACGGUUUACUCCUGUUGGUGAAUCUUAUGCAUCAGGAUCCGAAGACGGAACCAUCCGAAUUUGGCAGUUGGGUCCAGCUAACAGCGACGAACAGGAGGCAGCAAGUGCAAAUGGGAAGGCAAAGGUCGGGGUAAAUGAUGUCGCACGUAAGAUCGAGGGUUUCCACAUUUCUAAGGACGGGCAGGUAGAGGGCACUUGAUGCCCACCAUGCUUGCUGGGAGACUUUUGUGGGAUGCUCUUUCCCUUCGUUCCUCCCAGAAUCUGUUGUAAACUUGUAAAAGUAUAAGCACUGGCCUGCUGCAGUUGGGUUUCCUCUAACAGCACCUAAAUGGUGGAAUUUUUGUUGGGGGUCCUCCUUGUAUUUCUCAAACUCUGGACAGUACUCUCACUGAGGUGAACGAAUAUAUAAGACUCAAAAAUGGCAAUUUUCUGUUUUUUUUUUC